GAAAAUUUGAUCAUGGGAAUAUCCGAAUAUCGUAUAUUUCUCAAAACCAAUCGAUAUUCUUUCUCUCAUCUUCUUGUUAAUUAUAUGUCUAACCAUGAUUGUGAUUGGGAUUUGUUUUGGUCUGUAUCGUCAUCAUCCGACGACGAUGAAAGUAUGUUUGUAUAUGGUCAUAUGGACGUGUAUGCGGUGGUUAUAAAAUGGUCAAGGUUAACUGUCUUUAUCUCCCUCCUAAUCCUUACCACUUAG
Molecule: messenger RNA, 246 nt
Organism: Arabidopsis thaliana (thale cress)
Lineage: Eukaryota; Viridiplantae; Streptophyta; Magnoliopsida; Brassicales; Brassicaceae
Exons: 1
Coding region: 13-246 (77 amino acids)
Source: RefSeq, marked reviewed